GCAUGGAUUAAUACAGAGGUCCUCUUGCAAUGUUAAUUGCUUAUUGUCUGGAAUUAUUUUUGUUUUUCAAGCAAUGCAUUUUUAUGAUUAACACACUAUCAAGCUUUUUUAGGUGCUGUUUGGUUUUUCACAGUAAAUCUGAGUGUGCAAGUCCCCAAGGAGAGUGUGGUGUCAGUAAUUCAUGCAGAAUUUCUUUUUCUUUUUGUCCAACAGUCGCACAACUACUUGUGAGGCUUGAUUGCAUCCUCAAGUAGAACAGUGUCCACAAGAACCCACCACAAAAAUAGCUAUAAAAUAGUUUGGUUAAAACUAUGUGCGUUUUCCCACUUAAUAAGGCUUUAUGAGUGACAGCAACAAAAGGAAAGCACCACUAGUAAGGCUGUUAUCCUCUUACAACAUCUUACAGGUAAAACCUGAUCAGCUGUACAACAGUAACUAUAUUUGUGUAAUUGUAUGCAUGAUUUGCAUGACGUGUUGAAGGAAAAAUUAAAAUGUAAAUAAAAGGGUGGGCCGUGGCAAUAGAAACUAAUCGUAAUGAUAAUAUUAAAACUAAGGAAUAGUUUGCUUUUUUGUUUAGUAAGAAAAUUCUCUUUAAUUGCUGUCCUGCACAAGAACAAAAAUUGGAAUUAAUUACAUUUUAUGUGAUAUAUUGUUUAGUCUUAUUCUCACACAUUUAUUUUAUUUAUUGACACAUCUUCUUGUUUUUUGGUUCUGGCUCUUUAUUGCCGUCUGUCCCCAUUUGCUGACCUUUUCUUGGUAUGUUCUUAGUUGAAAACUUGCCAGAGCUGUUGAGUCAGUCCCUCCACUGACGUCUUAGUCAUAAAGUUCUUCCUAAAACAUUAGCACACUGAGCCAAGGGUGUUUUCUUAAUUCCUCAUAGAUUUUCAUCUCAGAAAUGCAAAUUAAGGUCAAACUGUUGGGAACUCCUUGCAUCAGCUAUGCUAUAUUUCAUCACCAUAUCCUUGUGGUAGUGUAUGAAUGUAUGAUAUAAGGUUCCUGGUUAAAAUCAAAAUGUAGACAUCACAGUAACAUAAUAAGUGUUAUGCAGUGCUGGCUUGCUGACCUUUCCUGGGUCCAUGCUGAUGACAGAACUUUCAACCCUAAUGUUCCUCUAGAGCAACGGUUCAUGAACUGAAACGGGUUCAUAUUUCAACUAGGGCUGCAACUAACGAUUAUUUUAAUAAUCGAUUAAUUGGCCGAUUAUUUUUUCGAUUAAUCGAUGAAUUGGAUAAAAAAAACAUUUUUAAUUUCUGCCUCUUUAUUUAGAAAUAGAAGAUUAGGAAUGACAGAACAAAUAAGAUCAUUGUAGUGAAGCCUUCGUCUUCAACCAUCAGAGGCCUCAUGUCAGUGACGGUCAUGUUGAGGAUGCUCUCAGUCAGACAGCUGCUUGCUGUGGUGGACAUGAUGUCUUUCUCAUCAUAAAGCCUGUUAAUGUAAUUCAUCCUGCCUCACUCCAACACAGACCAGUGUCUUCACUCAGAUGUUGUCAAAAAAUUAAAACUUGAGGCUUAAUCUUCAAAUUAUUACCACUAUAGUGUGCAAGUUAUGUUUAUUUAUUAUUUGUUAUGUUUAUUUGUAAUGCAUAUUCAAACCAUUCUUUAGCUGAUGAAAGUGAAAUAAAACCUAUCUCUCACAGUCACACACGCCCCAUCUCAGUCAUUAAUCAGUUAAUAAGCUAACCCUGUAACCCCUCAGACAAGCUACCAGAAAGACUGAUAUUACGUUUCCUCACUUUAAAACGGAACAAAUGUAGGAUAAUGCAGUGACUUAAGGUGCAUGUCCACUAGAUACGACACAUCGCAUGUGGCCGGUUGGUGCGUUUCCAGCUGCGAUCCGGUGUGUUUACCUGCAGCUCAUUUUUAUAAAGUAGACUCGACUUCUACUGUCCUUAAACAUCUAAAGUAGCCGUCGGUGAACUAAAACCAGGACCGGUUCAGCUGCUGCACAGAUUAUUUCUCGCCUCAAAUGCUUUAGAAAUACUUUUCCCUGAAGUGUUUUCGAAAUAAUAGAGAAAGUUUGCGGCCCAGCCGCUGUGUUUAACAGACUCAUCUACUGGACCGUCAAGCUGAAAGCGCGGUCACGUGACCACGUAGUGGCCCGCUCGUGACCGUCCGGCAUCAGUGCGAUUUUCAGAUGCGUGCAUUCGCAUGUAGUGAACACGCAGCAUGCCUUUGUUUUGUGAAGCGUGAAAUGCUCCCAUACUUUUGAGCACUUCGGUCAAACUGUUUUCUCCGUGCUGGUCAUGUUUCAUUUGUUGAAUUUACUUCCCUUUGAAAAUACCUCCUCUGCUCUGCCUCCACCUCACUCUGUUAAACUCGCUCUGCAGGUGAAGUAGACGACUCCGUAACAUGACGAGCAUGAAUCGCGCGACACAACGAAUCGAUAAUGCAAUUCGUUGCCAACGCUUUUAAUAAUCGAUUAUUAUCGAUUUUAUCAAUUCGUUGUUGCAGCGCUAAUUUCAACAGAGGACAGAAAUAUUGUUUCAUGUGUGGUAUCCCAGUUCUAAGUUGAAAAGUGACUAUAUGUUUUCUGUUGUUUCUUUCGAAGCUGUAAGCAUUUUAUUUAUUCUCUGGCAGAUAUCCAGACUUGACUGUAAAGACGUACUGGAGAUCACAUGUAAUUUGGAAACAGAGGGGGAGGAGAAUACAGCUUUCAUUCUGUGCACAACUUUCCUGACACAGCAGCUACAACAACAGAGUCUUUACUGCUCCUGGGAGUUAACUCUAUUGUGGAGUAAGCUUCAGAGGAGACUUGACCCUUCAUUGGCCUCUCUUCUGGAACGAUGCCUUCAGCUAGGAGCCAUUGCCAAAACAGUCCACCAUUUGCUUUACCUGGUCCGUGUGAUUCACACUGAGGCAGAGGAACUGGGGAUACCUGCCUCAGUAGAACUGUGUGUCAAAGCCCUUCAACUUCCAAAGCAAGAUGACUCAGAAACAAGGAUCUCUGUCUGUAAGACAGUGUCCUGCCUUCUUCCAGAUGACCUUGAAGUGUUGCGUGCCUGCCAGCUCACAGAGUUCCUGCUUGGCCCGAUCCAAGAAGCCUACAGCCGUCUUGAAGAGCUCUACCAACGCCCUGACCAAAAAUAUGACCAGGAAAGUGAAGUUAUCCCCAACUCACUGCGCUGUGAGUUGCUACUCGCACUGAAAGCACACUGGCCUUUUGACCCUGAAUUCUGGGACUGGAAAACUCUUAAAUAUCACUGCACCUCCCUUCUUGGCCUGGAACCCGAGUCAGACAGAGAAGAGGAAGAGGCAUUAGACAAACAAGAGAACUUUAAACAUAAUGACCUACUGGGAAUCACAUUGAAAGUAGAAUCUGAGCACCAAAGUAGGAUAAAUGGAGGUCUUGAUGAUGAUGAGCAACAGGAUCAAAAGCCGUAUACUAACCAAACAGAAAUCAAAGGAGAAUCCAACACGAAGCUGAAGUUUUGCUGUCAGAUUUGUAAGAGGUCAGUCACUGACACCCAAAUCGUUCACCACUCCAAAAGACAUGCAGAGGACAACAGCCACCCCUGCCCUGUUUGCCUGGAAAAGUUUGAGAGCAGAAAGGAACUCGUUCCUCAUCUGAAAAAUCACAUUCAGAGUGAAGCACAUCUUGACAAAACAGUUAAAACAGAGGAUGUGCCAAAACCAAUAGAUGAGGAUGAUGAUAUUGAACCCGGUGAGAUCACCAUCGACCCUUCCUUAAUGCUGUAUUACAAAUCCACGCAUGAUCCAGACGUGUUGCAUCACAUUGUGCAACAAUCCAAAACAGUCAAAGAGAAGCGUGUGGACGAUGACGAGUACGUAACAUUUGAUUACAUUGACCACCACUUCAAACUUCAAAACCGGGAUGAGUAUCCAUGUCCAGGAACUGGAUGUACUCGGAUUUUUAAACAUUCCAAGUACUUGUAUGUCCACUUAAAGUCAGAGCACAAAGGUGAUGAGAAUGUGAAAUAUUUUCAACAGAUGCGAGACAAACGGGAGAAAUGUGUCUUCUGUAGACGUCAUUUUGUCUCAGCUUACCACCACCGCAAACACAGAAGAGUCCACUAUGGUGAUCGGCCAUACACUUGUGUGGUUACAGGUUGUGGUGCACAGUUUAGCUCUUCCAACGAACUUGUCACACACAAGCAGACCCACGGUUAUCAGCUCAACUACCAGUGUGAGCUCAAAGGCUGCUAUAUCACCUACUCUGACUUAGGUCAGAUAUAUCACCAUGAAGCACAGCAUUUCAGAGACGCAGCAUUUACCUGCUCCAGCAGUGAAUGUCAGAAAUACUACUUAUCCAAAAAGGAAUUUAUUAAACAUUUAUCCACACACAACAUAACUUUCUCUGAAGAUGACUUUGAGGCUCAGAGGAAGGCAAAGCGGAAACUUUUUAAGACUGUUACCGAAGCAACAGCCCGCCUUAGUAAGUCAAUAGAUUCAGAAGACAAUGUAAAUGGAGAUAUCCUAAACUCUUCAUCAGUUAGCUGUGCCUCCUCUUUGCAAGAGACGGAUUGCAAGGAGCCCAAAACAACAAUGACCUUGGUGGCUGUGUGUUUUGAUGGAAGUAAGUUCACUUGUGGUUUUGAGAAGUGCGGAAUGACUUUUUCCAGAGCCAGAGAUGUCCAGCGACAUCUGAAAUGUGCUCACCCAGAACAUCUUAAACUGGAGAACAAAGAACACAAACAUGACAAAGAGCAGGGCUCCAAGUCCAAAGUGGUAAAGACUGAAACUGAGCCAGACAGCGAAGAAAAGGGAAAAAAUGAGCCCUCAACUCCAUUUCAACCCGUGGAAGCUGGCAAAGAAAGAAAGACGUCCACUCCACCCCAAAGCAAUGAAACAGCCUCUUUAGGCCUUCAGACAAAAAAUGAUGCUCUCAAAGAAAUUCUUAUUGGGCUGAGUAAACUGGACCUAAAUUCUUCAUCGCCUCACAGUUUGCCAAGUGAGCCCCCUCAGUCUAACCCAGACUCAAACGCUUCACAAAUGUCUCUUCAUCAGGCAAUUAUGGCGAAGCCUCCUGUUGUAUUACUUCAGAAGAGACCACAUCUGCCAGAGGAAAAGGUAAAAAUCCAAAGUGAACAAGCAUCAACAACAAACGAAGAAAGCACGGUUGAAUCAUUAGCCACUGCUAAGCCAUAUAUCUGUGAAAUGAAGGGCUGUGGCUUUAGGACUGCCCAAAGUUACAGUUUGCUGCGACACUAUAACAACAAACAUGGCCGUACCAUUGAGCAAGCCAGAAGGUUGACUUCUUUGAAAACCACCGCUUUUAAGCCUUAUGUGUGUCACCUUUGUUCCAAGAGUCACAGACAAAAACAUGUGUUGAGGGCUCACUAUAUUCAGAUCCAUAACCUGAAUGAGUCUUUCGUGGACAAAAUAAGCUGUGCAUCUGUGCGGUACGAGGGAAGCAAAGAGCCCACAUCUCAAACAAAGCAAACCUCUCAGGCCAUGAUGAACCACGGUCUAAACAUGAAGAAGAAAGAGGUGCCGAAGUUGCAGCGCCAACAUGAGGCAAAAAACUCAACAACACUAAGUGAAAAUGGACAAAACUUUAACAAUCAUUCCCAAUCUGAGGAGGAAGGAGAGGAUGAAGCAGAGAGUAGAGAGGAAGACAGCGAACAGAAGGAGGAGAGUGAGGAUAAGACCACACAGCAGGUCAGAACGACAAGACGCUUGGUAGCCAAAAGUAAUCUGUGCUACAUACUGGAUAAGUUCAGUAAACCCUUUCAUUGUGUGGCAAAAAACUGUGAUGCAGCUUUUUCCACUCAGGGAGGCCUUGUGCGCCACCUACAGUUAGUACAUCAUUACAACCGCUCUCAGCUCUUGUUGGAAAAGGAUUUUGAUGUGCCCCACAGUCCAGAAGUCAGGAAAGAGCCCGCCAAGAAAAGGCCUCCACCAAGCUCGGAUGAACCUCAGCCCCAAUACAAAUGUCAUUUUGCAAACUGUAGCGCCUCCUAUCAUCUUAAAAGCAGCCUAGUGCGUCACACGCGUGAUUACCACUCGCAACCACCUGAGCUGAUAAGGUGCAAAUAUGAUGGCUGCACAAGAGUGUUCAGCCACGAUGAUGCACUUAAAAAACAUACACUUUAUCGUCACUGUGAAUACUAUGAUUCACUGGUGGUACGUCUACAAAGCACUCACAAAAAGUCAGUUACUGGAUGCCAAAAAAAGCUCAUAGUUACACCACAAAGCCCUCUGAAAGAAGAACCUGGUUCACCCACCACACAGGCUGAGAGAUUGAGUCCAAAGCCUGAAACAACAGCCCAAUCAGAAGAAAUGAGUAAUGAGGGUCUUGAGCAGAAGAAAGUGUCAGGAGAAAAAAAGAAAGAGAGAAGAAACACUUUUAAUCGUUUUGUCUUUAGAUCUCAUGAAGAAGCACUACAAAUGUGCCAAGACCGCUGCCUGCGUGUGGCCUAUCCGUGCAUGGUUCAGGACUGUGAUUCUGUCGUCACUUACAUGCACAGUUUGAACCGUCACUACCUGAGGGUUCAUCGCAUGCGUCGAGAGGAUCUCGUUAAAAAUGAAGAUAAGCUUGUUUUUAAUGCUGAGCAGCUUGAGGAGCUGAUUCAAAGGAAGUCGGCAAGGCCAACUGUCACAGGGGCGUGUACCCCUAAUGGAGUUCGCAAAAUGGAGUACCAGGCAGAGCCAGAACACACAGGGGGGCAACCUGCACCCAUGAGCCUACACUCUAUCAAGACCGAAACACAGGAUGAGGAUAAUCAUGAUCCGCUGGGAUUCCCAGAGGAGGAAGAGGAGGAGCUGCCACCUGUGGAGAGAAAUGGGGUCCUGGUUGGUGCAGAUGAGGUGCUUUAUGGUGAACCGAGCACAGGUGGGCACGCUGAAGACUCAGCUGCAGGAACACAGAACAGUCAGAAACAGGAGGAGAGAUUAAGCUUGGAUAAAAUCAAACCUCUUCUCCGCCCAGUCACUGUUGACCUCUCACCACCAUGUUCGCUGCGCUUUACUACUGAAGAGGGCUUCCAAGACACAUCAAGCAUCAAAGAUGGUGGUAAAAUGGUAAACGGGUCCGCUCCGUGUCCCACUCUUCCAGUCCGCCAGCCACUGAAACGAAAAAAUGAACUGUCUGAACAGCCUUCCAAUGUAAAAGACGCCCAACCUGAUAGUCCUUCUUCGCACCCUUUUGACAUUGCUGCAUAUAAGCCUAUGGGCUUUGAGUCCUCAUUCCUGAAAUUCAUACAAGACACAUCCCCAAAAGACAAAAGCAUGGCAGCAGGGAAACGGCGAGACACUUUCAGGCGCAGUUGUUCCGUCAAGGAGAACAACCAACUGGGAAUCUCUCACACUCGCAGCAGACGCACUCAUUCCCCACUGCUGAAGCCCCACGCUAUGACUGGGGACUUCACAUCAGUCCAAAACUUGAAGUCCAUCCUGGACAAAGCACUGGCUGGGUGUGGGGACCUGGCCAUUAAGCAGCUUCAGUACCUCAGACCUGUGGUGGUCCUGGGGAGACCAGUGUCCACCACCACCCUGCCUGACCUCUUCCCAUCAGACACCAACAACAGCAAACUGCUUCUUGGAAGCUAGUUUAACUGAGCACCUUUUUAACAUGGCUAUGGCAAAUUACUAUGUAUUUUCACAAGCUAUGUAUCAGUAUUUUUAUUUCUCCCUGCAAUGAAGGUGUUUCGUUUUUCGCUAUUUGUUUUUUAAGUUGCCAAACUGAAGCGUUGUAGAAAUUAGCAUAAGAUAAAAAUGAGCUUCAACAGUGGGCAUCAGAUCCUGUUUGAUUGUUUUAUAGACAUUUGUUAUGAAAGCAUUGAGAUAACGCCUAUUAUGUUAAUUCCUGAUCACAAGUGUAUAUACUGUAGUUCUCCAAGAUAAAUGUACAGCUUUUCAGAUUGUUAGAAAUGGUCAGUAGCGUAUUGCAAGGCCUUUUCACUUUUGUGAAAACGUGACUAAAAGUAUUUCCUUACAAAGUUCUCGAAGAAUUUGUUUGUUUAAUUUUUCACCUCAGUUUAUAUUAAAUAAGUGUUGGGAUGCAGUGGACAGAUGUUGGCAGACAUGUAUGUAACACUUUCUAAUGAAAUAAAUGUGGAAAUGAAUACAGA
Acanthochromis polyacanthus (spiny chromis) is the source of this 8029-nucleotide messenger RNA. Its product is annotated as zinc finger protein Rlf-like. The record is from RefSeq and is a predicted model, not a curated record. The coding region runs from base 2523 to 7508 and encodes 1661 amino acids. NCBI's taxonomy places the organism in Eukaryota, Metazoa, Chordata, Actinopteri, Pomacentridae. Gene Ontology annotation, molecular function: DNA-binding transcription factor activity, RNA polymerase II-specific; DNA binding. The transcript has 3 exons. Gene Ontology annotation, cellular component: nucleus. Gene Ontology annotation, biological process: regulation of transcription by RNA polymerase II.